Molecule: messenger RNA, 1056 nt
Organism: Saprolegnia parasitica CBS 223.65
Lineage: Eukaryota; Oomycota; Saprolegniomycetes; Saprolegniales; Saprolegniaceae
Exons: 5
Coding region: 1-1056 (351 amino acids)
Source: RefSeq, a predicted model, not a curated record
AUGAAGUUGUCGACGCUCUUCAACCAUCCGACGCGUUCCCAAGACGAAGACGACGUGACGACGCGCGUUGCCCGCAUGGUGCACGACGCGCAGGCGCAAGGAUGGGCCCACGACGUCGGUCUCCGCUUCAUGAACGUGACGUGGGAAGACUGCGCGCGCAGCAAGAACAGCUGCUGGGGGCCGUGCAUCUCGGACAUGACGCUCAUCGUCGAGAACACGCGCAUGCCGGUCCUCCGCGUGCCCAACUUUGCCGACCCGAUCAUGAGCAUUCCAACCCGCAAGAUCUUUGUCACGGUCGGGAACGAAUCGCCGUAUAUUCGCACGCCCCGAAGCACGAUUUCGCUCCAAGAGUACCUCGAAAACAUCACCAAGUACACGGAGCUGGAGCAUAGCUUGUUUGCGCCCGACCACGACGACCACGCGGUGGUGAGCACGCAAGCCAGUUUUUUGCCCAUUGAAACCGAGACCACGGAGUUCCACGUUGGCUUGUACAACUACCAGUCGUCCGUUGAUGACCCGGCCGUGCUCGUCUUGGUGUGCACGGCAGCGGGCACAAGUGCCCAGGUCAUGACGGAGAGCGACGCGAUCUUGUACAGCAACGAGCAGGGGGUUACGUCGAAUGGCGCCAUGACGGCGCGAGAGGAGGCAUGCAACUACGUCAUGAUUGUGCAGAUCCCGCUCCAGCAAAAGCCGCCGCCGCCAAUGCGCCAGUACAGCAACGUCGCGUCGUGGUCCUGCGAAGAGGAAGAAGAGUGCGCAGUGGGUGGGUUUGCUACGACGCUCGAGCGGCCCGACGUUGAAGAGGCCAUGGUGAGCCUCGGCGAGGCCCUCGGACCGUUCCCGAAGCUGAGCCAGUUUCGCAACGUGACCCGCGACGCCCGGUACCCGAUUCGCGUGACGAUUCAGUUUUACCAAGCGACGAGCAACGGAGUCGUGACGCGCGAGAUCGUCGAGCGUCUCAGUGACCGCAUGGAGCAAGUCAAGGCCAACGCAACGUGGUGGGGCUCCCUUGUCUGCAAAGGCGACGCGUUCUUUGGCGGUUGCAGUGACUAUUAG